AGUCUAUCUGACAGCACUGUACCUCUAGAGAGAGAGAGGGAGCAACUGUUUGUGAUCACUGCACACACAGACACACACUCCAUGCAGCCAGUACUUUGCCAUACAUACUACAUACAGCCUACAAAGUCCUAAUGGUCUUCUCCAUGUCUAGAAUUAAUUAAGGUGAGAAGAUAGGAUAGUGUCUACUACUGUUUAGGCACAUGUCUCUUUAUCCUGUGUAUUAUGAUAUGUAACAGUGGGUGUGUCAACAGAUAUUCAUUACAGUCACAUGUCACACUAGGAUUCCUUAUUCACAUCAGAAUGAAAUAUUAUACUAUGUGUAGUUAGGUACCUCGUUGCUUUUUACAUACUUUAUAUAUGAUAAUAUACAUUCACACAUGUCUCUUUCUCAAUUAGUAACUACCUAAUGUCAAUGUUAUUAAGUCUCUCCAUAAUAUUCUGGUUCUCUCUGCAUUAUUGAGAAUUGCUAAUUAAUUUUUCCUAGUCAGUGACAGUACUAUUUGUACAUGAUAUGUUACGUGAUUACAUAUUUUCUCAGACUGUUGGAGUGACUGCCACUCUACCUGAUGUGGUGCCUUCUGUCCUACCAUGGGAUGGGUCUGGACCCCAUGAGUGGAACUAUGACGGCACAUCAUUAUGGCACAAUGGGAGGACGCUGUCUUCAGGUCUUCCUGGUCUCGACGAUCUCAAACCUCAUCAAAGAGUCGGACUUCUUCUCACUGCUAGUGGUGAUCUUCAUGUCUUCAUCGAUAGACGCCACGUGAAAAAGCAUCUGGUCUGCCAGUAAACAACCAUCUGUGGGGAGCAGUGGGUGUGAGUUACAACUGUACCAAGAUCAAAUCUGAGCUACUGAGUGAUCCAUCAGCUCAGAUGACAGAUGAGAGGGCUCAGGAGAUCAUAGACAAAGCAAUGGAGUCAGGUAGUUUGAAGCAGAGGGAUGUGGUGGGUGUCAUUACAGGUCUGAUGGAAUCAGGGAAGACCACUCUCUUGCACCAUCUCUUUGGCAUGGAACUGCCCCAAUCGUACACCAGCACAGGUGUUGCCGAGCGGUCGCUUCGAGGUUUUAGGAUGCAUUUGACAGGUGGUGUUUGGCGGUGUAUCUCUUUUGAGGACAUUCUCAAGCAUCUUGCUCCUCUUAUCCGUGCUGGGAUGAAAGAAGAGGAUGUCCGCUCUCUUGCUAAGCGUCUAAUGUACGAUAUCCAAAGUGGGCAAGAAAACCCUACUCCUCCAAAGGCUAGUGCUCCAGAACCACCUCCUCCAAAAACCCCUCAGGAACCAAGCCCAGGCUGCAAGGAACUAGCUCCACUUGUCGUCAAAAAACCAACAGCAACACCUCUUCCAGAACUCGAGCUGGUGCACAUGAUAGACACAGGGUGGACAGCCUGAGCUGAUGGAAGUGAUGCCAUCUCUCAUUCAUAAUGCCAACCUUGCAAUGGUGCUAGUGGAUCUCAGAUACACCCUCGAUGAAUAUCCACCGGUCAAGCACCACGAGAAAGAUGUGCCUCUCUCGCGCGGCUUUCCUUCUCGCUACACUGGCAAGGACAUCAUCAUGAAGCUUCUGUCCACCUUGCAUGCCAAAAAAUCCAUCAAAGAAGCUUUCCUCUUUAUAAUUGUGGCCACACAUCGUGAUUGUGUUAAGGACGACCUUGAUGCUCGAGUGAAUACACUAAAUACUGAGCUUCAGAGGCUCUUACUCCCUGCAUUUAGAAAACGAGUUGAUUAUAUUUAAAGAGCCAAGCGAGAUUGCCUUUGUUCUGGACUUGAAGACCCCAGAUUAUCAGGAUAAAAAGGCCCUUGAGCUGAUUUGCAAACAGAUUAGCCGGGCAAGUUUGGGAAACGCUUUCGACACACCAGCUUCUUUCUUUGUGUUUGAGCAAGAUCUCGUCAAGUUUGCGGAAAAAGAUGCAAAACGUGACAUUCUGAGCCUCGAGGAAUGCAAGCAGGUUGGUGCACGGCUACGAAUGAAUGCCGAAAUGGUGGAAGCGGCUUUGAUCCUCUUUCAUCGCCAGAACACCUUCCUUUACUUUCGCAAUGUUCUCCCAAAACACGUCUUUGUCAAACCCCAAGUCCCUCUUGACAUAGUCAAUGGUAUUGUUCGUUACAGCUACAAAAAGCUGCAGGGUGUCCCAGCAAAUGUGGCCUUACUCAAAGGCACAGGCACUGUGACAGAAGAAAUGCUUAGCUAUGAUGAGGUUUCGCCUCACUUCAAAGAAGGUUUUUACGGAGUUAAAGAUGCCAUCAAGCUUUUUUGUCACACCCUUACAUUAGCUCCACUGGAGCCCGACACAGCUGAGAAUGCAGCUACCCCAGUUGAUGGCAAGAAGAAAGAGUACCUGAUGAUGUGUUUGAGGCCUGCCAUUCCUGAUACGGAACUCCAUAACCACAUACCUGAAUCUUCUGACCCACUAGUCGUGAAGUUUAGCAGUGGCUGUGUUCCCCUCGGCUGCUUUGGCAGCACCAUCUCCUGUCUUCUCUCCAAGUACGGCUGGGUAGUUCGCAGGAUAAAAGGUGGUGCUGUCAAAUGUCUUGCCCAGAACAUUGCCUCUCUGCGUGACCCACAACUUCUUGUGAAUGUCGUUCUUGUUGACCGCAACCAAUACAUUGAGAUCCACAUCGACUCGAAAAAAGUAUCCAUGAUCUGCCCCGCAAUACUUGCAGUGAGCUUCGCACAACCGUUUUUGGUGCAAUUGAAAAGGUCUUCGAUAUCAUGCGCCUGAAGAAAGAUCAAAUCAAAAUCUCACCUGCCGUUGUCUGUUCCUGUGGAGAGGUGGAAGAUCCGCACCAUGCAAAAUUUGUUAAACCUCGUACCAGUAUGAGUUACUUCCUUGAAUGCCUUGAAUGCCCCAGGAGACCCCGUUAAACCCAACGAUAAACAGUUGCUGUGGGUGGGAAAUGCUGCAUCUAACACCGAGCCAACCCUUCCUCAAUUGAUGCGUCUCCAAAUCCCAGAAAAAGUUGGAGUAAACACAGGUCCUGAAAAGAAGACAAAACCAAGACGACAGAAAAAAGCCACCGCAGCUCCUCCUAUAUCAAAUCCAACAGCAGCAAUCUUGAGAGAAGCCAUGAAGGAUGGCUACAUUCCCCACAAAGACGACCUGUUCCUUAUUCACGGACCAGGAGGGGUGGGCAAGUCAAGUCUCAUUUCCAUGUUCCUCGGGAAACAGAGAGAUCUGGCUCGUGUCAGCACUGCAGUCGCGGAAGAGUCCCUCCACCUCUGUCCCGUCCGAGAUGUGUCAACCUCAACCUUCACUGGUCAGUGGGAACUGGUGGACAUCGACCGUCAGGCACGCAUGGUUGCCCACACCAGUCGACACCUUCUCACUAGUGAAGGUGUUCAGAGAAUAGAAGAAUACAAAGAUAAGCCUAGUGAAUCAGCCGAAAAUGAGGGGCAAGUCGAAGCUUUCCUUGCGUCUCCUCCCGAAUUACAACAAACACCACCAAAGAAGGGCGAGUUUGCAAAGAUAGCUUCCAAGCUCUUUGCUGGGCUGAGAAAAUUGGUGAGGAGAUCACACCAGGCUGCAACCCCCGAGGCUGAACCCCCCCUGGGAGAUGACCCCGACAAUAUUGAGGGUCUGUUUGCUCGUUUCAACAAAGGUCUCCUGGACAUCAUCCGUGAUCCGCAUGAUUUGGCCGAACUGCUUCUCUACUACUCCAUCCGCCUGCUUGACUCGGGAGGCCAGCCACAGUUCCACGAGGUCGCAUCCAUUGUCUUGCCUGCUGUCACGGGCAUCAUCUCAGUCUUCAAGCUCUCUGAGCCUCUUGCUGUUCACGGAGAGGUGGUGUUGUACAAGGAUGGGGUACAGGCCAACGAUCCUUACGAGUCGUACCUCACCAAUGAGCAAGUGAUCCGUCACGAUCUCCUUGCCAUCCAGUCGGAUGUUAGCCAGAAAGGGACGGAGGAAAUGCCCAAUCUCGCGUUUGUGGGCACAUUUCUUGAUCAGCAGGAUGCCUGUCCUGAAGAAACUCCCGACCAGAAGGACGAGCGGCUGCACUCCAUGAUCACCGAGAUCCUCUCGAAGGACAUGCAGCAAUGCGUCAUUAGCAGUGGGUCUCUGCGACACGUUGCAUUCCGGGUCAAUACUAGAACACCGACAGAAAAGGAUUACGAAACAACGGGACAGCUGAAGGAUGCACUCAUGAGCCAGUCGCGAGUCAAGCCCAGAAACCUGCCUCUCAAGUGGUGUGGGUUCGAAGUAGCUCUUCGCAAAAUGAUGGAGCAGCUCAACCGUCAGAUUCUGAGUGUGCAGGAGUGCGAGUUCAUUGGCUCUAAGCUUGGCUUCGAUCCCCUAUCCCUAAAGGCUUGCCUCAACUACUUGCGCCAGCUCCACAUCCUAUCGUUCUACGAUGUCCUACCCAAAGUCGUCUUUGGCAGUUGCCAGGUGAUCCUGGACAAAAUCACUGAGCUUAUCGUCUACAGCCUACAGCUGAAGAAAGGGGAUCGGUUUAGCACUGGGGUCGACCGGAAGUUCCAUCAGCAGGGAAUCCUAUCGCUGGACAUCCUCCAGUCAAAAGCCUGCUCCAAGCACUACAGCAGCAAGUAUUUCGUACCAGAGGACCUGCCGAAGGUUCUCAAGUCGCUUUUCAUAGUCACAGAGGUAGGGCCAGGGGAGUACCUCAUGCCUUGUGUUCUGGAGGUCAGCGACAUCCUUCCAUCUCCCCCAGUUCCUAAAGGCAACGUCCGAUCUUCCUUUGUCCUCCACUUCUCCAAGAAGAGCCCUAUGCUUGGAAUAUACUGCUGCACCAUCUCCUACCUGCUGACUGCGGCUGGCUGGAAGCUGUUGGCAAGGCAUGGGGAGGUAGUUCAGGUAGCUAGGAACAGCAUCACUUUUGAACUGCCGCAAAAUCUUCCCGGGAAACUCACUUUCCUCGAUCCCCUUUCUUCGUACCUGGAGGUAGCUGUCGAUCUUCCAGCUGCUGUUGCUGCACAGCACAGCACAAUGCUCUACAAGGAGAUUGGUGGCACAUUUGUCAAAGCAAUGAAGAGUGCAAUGCAAACCCUCCACUAUGAGGUGAGGACACCAGAACUGUCCUUCCUGUGCCCUGAGCAGAGCUCUCUAUGCUCCGACUUCCCUCAUCUUGCCACACUCAAUACCACUCACAGCCUUCUCACCUGCUCCCGCAGUCCACACUGCGUGGCCCAUCCUCUCACUCCUGACCAGAAGAUGUGGCUCCCCACUCCUGCAGAAGGUCCUGAAAAGAAGACAAAACCAAGACGACAGAAAAAAGCCACCGCAGCUCCUCCUAUAUCAAUCUCAGCUGAGAAACCAGAUCUCCUCCAACUGCUUAAAAUCGAUUUACCUUCCCGAGUUGCACCCAAGAUCAAUGCUUUCGGGACAUUUCUCCUCCAAGACAGUCUCGGGAACAAGAUGGAGAUUAUCAGAGGCAAUCAUCAGGGAAGACUGGAGGAGAUGGCAAUGGAGGUUCUGAGGGAGUGGCUGGCAGGGAAGGGGGUGGAGGUGUCGUGGGAGAGCCUCAUAGCAACUCUGAGGGAGAGCAAAGACUCCUUCAUGGCCGACCAGAUACAGAUUGCUCUGGACAAUCUUAGAUCUUAAUACUUUAUACACGUGUGGACAAUUAUUUUUGUAUAUCUCUUAUAAUUAUUUGUAUCAUUUUUUUGACAUAGUCUGACACGAAAAUCAUAUUUAGUGUGUGAUAUGCUUGUACAUGAUUUUUUUUUGUGUUCCGCGCACAUUGCAAGUUUAAUAAUCC
Molecule: messenger RNA, 5709 nt
Organism: Geodia barretti
Lineage: Eukaryota; Metazoa; Porifera; Demospongiae; Tetractinellida; Geodiidae
Source: the annotation of a GenBank genome assembly